This is a messenger RNA of Dujonia railenensis, 2175 nucleotides long. Lineage: Eukaryota; Fungi; Ascomycota; Pichiomycetes; Serinales; Debaryomycetaceae. The record is from the annotation of a GenBank genome assembly.
AUGACACUUGACAAUAUCAAGCUUCCACUUGAUGCAUUGAACCAGCAGGCUCCUGGAUUUCUGGCAACCUCAGGCUCAAACUCAAAUAGUUCUCCGAGCCAUUCCUCAGAUGCUCCAUCGGCAAUCAGUUCUACAUUACCUUCCAAACCAAAAUCUUUAGAACCUUGGGACAUCCUAAAAAAGGAAGUCGAUUUGACACCCAAUGACAUUUCCCUAUGGGAUAAGCUAUUUGCGUUACUAGAAGAAACAUUCUCGACCAAUUUUGAUGGCGGUCAAGCUUCUAUAUCAACAUCGUUUAAAAACUUCUCAUUUGAUGCAUACACCGAGUUGUUGACAAGAUUCCCAUAUUUGACCAGUUAUUGGAAAAAGUUUCUGAUUUUUGAGUAUAAAUUGAAUGGGAUAGACGCCUCUAUUAAGGUGUUAAGUGACAGUGUAGAUUCAUUCCCAAAUAGCGUUAGUUUGUGGGCUGAUUACCUUACAGCAUUGACUGGUAAGGAAGAGGGAGACUCUGAUCAUGUAGAUUUCGUAAGAACACAGUUUCAAGUUGCAUUGAAAAUCAAUGGAUUCCAUUUCCUUUCACACUUAAUAUGGGAUAAAUUGUUUGAGUUUGAAGAGAAAUUAGGAGGAGAUCCUUUUUGGUUGUACUUAAAGGUUAUCAAGAUCCCAUUGUACAGCUAUGCUAAGUACUAUCAGAAGUUCACCGAGAUAAACAAGAAAUACUCGCUUGAAGAGUUCUUCAGUGCUGAACCAGAACCUUCUAGAGAGGAAAUAAUCCAAGAGUAUCUCACCAAAUUCAACAAAGAGACUUUAGAUUCGUUCUCUAUGGUGGAAACUCAUCAAGUAAUAGAUGAUUGGUCAUAUAAGGUAUUCGCUGCUACUCAAGCUAAAGUAAAUGCAAAAUGGCAGCAUGAAUCCUUGCUAACAUUCCUGGAAUUCAACCUAGAUGCACUGAGUCUUGAAGGUAUAUCAAAGGAAUAUGAUAAUUGGGUGAAAUAUUUAGAUUAUGAAAUCAACUGCUUGAAGCAAGAUGAUACUAAUUCUCAACGCAAAAUUGUUACAAACCUAUUUGAAAGAGCGUUAAUUCCAAACUGCCUUAACUAUAAACUAUGGCUAAAGUACAUUGCAUUCCUUAAUAAGUAUGAGAGCAGCGAAGGAGAAGAAGAAGAGAAGCUGAAAUUUGAGAAGAUUGACAAGCUAUAUUCAAAUGCAAUAAACAAGUUCGUCCCCUUGAGCGAUCCAAAUGAAGACACUAAUUUCAUCAGAUUUAAUUAUGUUUAUUUCUUGAAAAAGUUCAAGAAGGACAUUGAAGCUAGAGAUUUUUUGAUUUCAAUAGUACAAACCUUUCUUAAGGAAAAUAGAAAGGAGGAUUACCUCAAGGGAAUCGAAUUGCUUAUCGAGCUAUGUGACAUUGAUUUAAAGGAGAUUAUUGAGAAAUAUUUUCAACUGGAUGAAAGACAUAAACAGGCACUGAGCUCACAUAAAGCGCAAAAUGUUGAGUCGUCCCCCAUUCAAGAUGUGUUCUAUCACCUUUUAAGGAAUGAUUCUAUUGGGUUAAUUGUAAAUAAAUACCUUGAAAUUCUGGAACCAUCCAUAAUACGACCAUUCUUCAACAAAUACUACGAAAAGGAGCCCUUGGAAUCUAAUUUGGCAUUUUGGUCUUUCUACGUCAAGUACGAAGGCAUUAUCAAGCACAACAUUCCUAAUUUAUUAAAAAUAAUGAGCCAUAUAAAGAAGGAGUCUAAGCUCCCAAAGCAAUACAUUGAUGCAUUGAUAGAAAUAGAGUACGAAAUUAUUUUAUCAAACUACCAAUACGUAUUGGAAUUGAAUAAUUCUAAGGGAGGAAGAACUGAUGAUACUAUUAUCUUGAAAGAUAAUGAAGUAUCAAAUUCUCUAGCUAUCAACCAAUCAUGGAAAAAAAGGUUAGCAAAUAUUAAUUUCCAGGUACAAGACUUGAGCACAAAAACUAAAUUCAAUAAGGAAGAUGAAUUUAAUAAACUACUAAGAAAUAAAGUUGGUCAUGCGGGUGUUGUCAUAGAAAGCAGUCCAGAAAUUACAAACAGUUUGAUCUACUCUGGAAAAUGGAUAGAUUUAAACUCUUCGAGAUUGGAAAUGCCCGAUUUCCCUACCUUCAAGAAUGUUGAAAAGGCCAGUUUGCCAAUCCAAUAUCCACAGUAA